GCUUUUUCUCCUCACAUCGAGCAUUGUCGAGUGCGAGGAUCAAGAUGCUGCCUGCCGCGUCCCCCUCGAAUUGCAUUAGCGCCAUGAUGUUGCUUCACGCGGUCGAUGCCGUGGACGACAUUGACGUCGCUGAAACUUUGAUGGCCCUCACAAAAGCCUCCAUGCUCCACGAUUACGACAUGCAUGUGUAUGAGCUCACCGACACAAACGGUGGUCGCGUCGUCCCCACAGCUAGCGAGCCAACUGCGUCGUCGUCGCCCCUCCACCACCUCACCCGCCUUGCUCAACAAGAGUUCAAGUUUAUGAACAGCCCGACCGGUGUCGACGACGCGUGGUCGCUGGCGUCCCUAUCCAAGAUGGAGCAAGGACUUAAACGAAUGAAGGUGGAAGACCUGCGCCUGGACAGUCAUAUCCCCCACCGCCCUCACACCAGUUCCACAGAAGAUGACGAUGAAACGGACCAGCGAACUCGCUCCGACUCUGAAGACCGGCUGCGAAAACUCUCCGUAUCGUCGUGGUCGUCGUGUGACAGCGACUACCAUCACCCUGGCGCGACCACCAAGCGCAUCGGAAGUUACUCCCCCGAAGACCGAGCAGAACGCAUUCAGCGGUACCUGGAAAAGAGAAAACACCGGACAUGGGGCCGAAAGAUCAACUAUGGCGUGCGGAAAAACUUUGCCGACUCGCGGUUACGAGUGAAGGGUCGGUUUGUCAAGAAGGAAGACGAAGAGCUCUUGUGCUUGUUCCUGGGCAUGACAUAAUCUCGCUCGCCACCCGCCGUUAGCUCCACCAUUUUCCAUCGCUCCACUCCACGGGUACCCCUAACGACUUGUCAUAGACCUCAUAGACACAAUUCCACAUAUUAUUUCCA
Aphanomyces invadans is the source of this 871-nucleotide messenger RNA. RefSeq lists its product as hypothetical. NCBI's taxonomy places the organism in Eukaryota, Oomycota, Saprolegniomycetes, Saprolegniales, Verrucalvaceae. Gene Ontology annotation, molecular function: protein binding. Gene Ontology annotation, biological process: regulation of flower development. The transcript has a single exon. The record is from RefSeq and is a predicted model, not a curated record. Bases 45 to 761 code for a protein of 238 amino acids.